AUGACUAACGACACAGCAAGUAGAAAUAGACAGCAAAUAGCUAACGAUAGUUUCAAUACGGUCUUUGCAAGUAUUUUGCAAAAUGUUACAUUACACAAUCUUUCGUGGGUUUUUGCCACGCUGAUGUUGCUGCUCUUCACCUACCGAGAGAUCUUGCAAUUUAUCUGCUGUCCUCAACGCUACUUGGUAGAUUUGGAAAACUGGGCACAAGUUCUGCUAAUUGUACUGACUCUUGCACUGCUGUGCGGCGCAGGACGGCAAAUCGGAGUUAUGGUUAUCCUGCUGUCCACCUGGGAGCUAAUGACUCUGAUAAGCCAUCAUCUGUUUCCGUCCACUUGUAUCGAAAUGUUUCGAACUGUCUUCUUCAAUUUUGUUCGGUUUUUCUUCCCGUAUCUGAUUCUGAUCCUCGCAUUCACUCUAGCUUUCUACAUGCUCUUGAGGAGUGACGAUUUCUCUAAUCCCGGUCUUUCGCUUUUCAAAACCAUCAUUAUGUUCACCGGCGAGUUUGACGCCAAAGACAUUUCUUUUUCUGCGUAUCCUGUUUGGAGCCGCAUUGUGUUCGUGCUGUUCAUCUUUCACAUAGUCAUCGUGCUGUUUAAUUUGCUUAAUGGUUUGGCAAUCAGCAACAUUGCCGAGAUUCUGAAUAAGGCCGAGAUUAUCGGACUAAUCUCCCGGGUACGCCUGAUCGCUUGUUUCGAAAGAAUGACAGUCGGGAAACCGUUCUGCUGGAAUUCUAAAUGGACGUGGUCGAAUUCUUUUAAUUUCUUUUCCAACAAGAUUCUUCUCUUUCCACAUUACCUCAAAUGCGGUAAAAUAAGUUUCAAACCUUACGAUGAUAAUCUGAUUGUUUAUGAUGGCGAUAGGCAUAACGUUGAUGGCUAUUCCAUGGAUUGGUCCACUUUGAAAAUGGAUCCUAACAUAGUCAAACAUGCUAAGCAGGUUGUCUACGAUAAGAAUGAACUGUCGAAUAACGAUAUAAUGAAUGAACUUGCUAAGUUGCAAACAAGAUUGACACAGAUAAAAAAUACUUUGAAAUGUGAAGAUGAUGUUGAAAAAAACAUUUUUUAA
Messenger RNA from Temnothorax curvispinosus, 1068 nucleotides. RefSeq names its product transient receptor potential cation channel protein painless-like. NCBI's taxonomy places the organism in Eukaryota, Metazoa, Arthropoda, Insecta, Hymenoptera, Formicidae. Gene Ontology annotation, molecular function: monoatomic ion channel activity. The record is from RefSeq and is a predicted model, not a curated record. Gene Ontology annotation, cellular component: membrane. The transcript has a single exon. The coding region runs from base 1 to 1068 and encodes 355 amino acids. Gene Ontology annotation, biological process: monoatomic ion transport; transmembrane transport.